CCACACACCACCCUGCAGACUUGACUUUCUCUCUCAUUGCUCACACCAAUUCCCAAGUCCCACCCUCCGAAACAUGAAGCAUCUAUUGCUCCUUUUCUCCAUUCUCUUCACAAGCCUCAUGUUCAACCACCUCUUGGUGUCCUCACAAUCAUUUUCUGUAACUGAACCCCCCCACAAUAACCCAGACAAUGAGUCCAUAUACAUACUUUCCAAGCAACUAUGCUGGAACUGCAUUGGAGAGUCCUUUCAAUUCCUCUUUGCCCACAAUCUGGUCCGAGCAGCCAAAUUUGAGCUCCCACUGACAUGGGACUUUCAGCUCGAGAGGUACGCAAGGUGGUGGGCCGGGCAACGACAAGCAGAUUGCCGGUUAAUGCAUUCGUUCCCAGAAGAUGAUUUCAAGCUAGGGGAGAAUAUUUACUGGGGAAGCGGCUCCUCGUGGACGCCAGCUGACGCAGUUGGUGCUUGGGCCGGGGAGGAGAAGUAUUAUAGUUAUCAGAAAAACAGUUGCGCCGUUGGGCAGCAGUGUGGGCAUUAUACACAGAUUGUGUGGAGGACUACUAGGAGGAUUGGGUGUGCUAGGAUGGUUUGUCGCAGUGGGGAUGUGUUUAUGACUUGUAACUAUGAUCCACCAGGGAAUUAUAUUGGUGAGAGACCAUAUUGAUGGUGGGGUUUGGUGGUAAUUUUGGUCCAAGGGUCAAACAGUAGUAUGCAAUAAUUUUGUGCAAUGCUGUAUUUGUGGGGAAUUAGAAGCUAGGUAUGUGUCAUAGUGUUU
Molecule: messenger RNA, 772 nt
Organism: Ilex paraguariensis (yerba mate)
Lineage: Eukaryota; Viridiplantae; Streptophyta; Magnoliopsida; Aquifoliales; Aquifoliaceae
Source: the annotation of a GenBank genome assembly